Messenger RNA from Carassius carassius (crucian carp), 1256 nucleotides. RefSeq names its product SLAM family member 9-like. Lineage: Eukaryota; Metazoa; Chordata; Actinopteri; Cypriniformes; Cyprinidae. The record is from RefSeq and is a predicted model, not a curated record. The transcript is spliced from 4 exons. The coding region runs from base 215 to 1054 and encodes 279 amino acids.
AGACCCGUAUGAACGACAUGCAACAACUGAGGCGUGCACACACUAGAGUAUUCACUGUCUGCAGAGUUUUACAAACCACAGAUGAUCAUAUCACAUGCAUUUUUCAGCAUAUGAAAUAAUGCAUGAUUUUUCUAUAUAAUAACAUAAUAAUAAUGUUUUAUUUCAGUAGCACAUAGAUUAGUCUUGCUGUUUUUUGGAGUGUUUUUAUCUCAUAAUGUUCUUAAAACUCUUGAAGACAAUGGCUUAUGCAUUCAUUUUGAUAUUUUUGUGGCAUCUGAUUGGUGUGUUUGGUGAUGAAGUGAAGAUUGUGUCUGUGAAGGAGGGAGAUUCGGUCACUCUACACACUGAUGUCAAUCAAAUACAGAAAUAUACUGACAUAGAGUGGACAUUUGGAGGAGACGUUAUAGCUAAAGUCAAUAUAAAAACUCAACCGAUCUUAUAUAAUGAUAGUCCUGAGAGAUUGAGAGACAGACUGAAGCUGGAUCAGACUGGAUCUCUGACAAUCACAAACACCAGAACCACAGACUCUGGAAAUUAUAUAUUACAGAUGUAUGGAACCCCAUAUAUGAAGAAGACCUUUGGAGUUACUAUCUAUGCUCCUCUGUCCCUACCUGUCAUCACCAGUUACUGUCCUUCAUCAUCAUCAUCAGUGUAUGGAUGUGCACUGGUGUGUUCAGUGGUGAAUGUGAGUCCUGUGACUCUCUCCUGGUACAAAGGAAACAGUUUAUUGUCCAGCAUCAGUACAUCUAAUGUCAGGAUCAGUCUCUCUCUACCUCUGGAGGUGAAACAUCAGGAUAAAAACAGCUACAGCUGUGUGAUCAACAAUCCCAUCAGAAACCAGACCACACAUCUGAACAUCAGCAAACUCUGUCACACAUGUUCAGUUCCCACAGACAUUUCCUGCCCCAGAAUCUCCUGUUGUGACACUGAAGCUGUGAUCCGAUUGGUCGUCUCUGUUUUGAUGGGUGUGGCUGCUGCUGCUGCUGUGGUUGUGCUCAUUUAUGACAUCAGAUCCAGAAAAGUAGAACACAGGAGGAGAGAACAGACAAAAUAACCAGACCACGAUAAAUCAUUUUUUGUGCCGUUGUUCUGUUUGCUAAAGUGAUGAUAGAAAAUUCUACCCCAUGUAAGAACCACAGUUUAUAUUUAGUUUUCUGUGAUUAUUAAAAACAUGUUGCUAAAAUUAAAUGUGUGCUGAGGCCAGUGAAAAUAAUGUCUGGGCAAGAAUGAGAACAAAUCUGAACUACGGCCCUAAU